Molecule: messenger RNA, 843 nt
Organism: Sphaeroforma arctica JP610
Lineage: Eukaryota; Ichthyosporea; Ichthyophonida
Exons: 6
Coding region: 1-843 (280 amino acids)
Cellular component (GO): cytosol; eukaryotic translation initiation factor 3 complex; cytoplasm
Molecular function (GO): protein binding; translation initiation factor activity; metallopeptidase activity
Source: RefSeq, a predicted model, not a curated record
AUGGAGGUCACCAACUGCUUCCCUUUCCCCGGCCGCAAUAACUCGCGUGACCAGAAGUCCGCCGAUGAAGAGGAUCAGGAAGGUGCCGAAUACCAGAUUGAAAUGAUGCGCAAUUUGCGGGAUGUAAAUGUCGACAACAACACCGUAGGAUGGUACCAGUCCACCUUUAUGGGAUCGUUCAUCUCACCAUCUAUGAUCGAGACCCAGUUUGCAUACCAAGAGAAUAUUCACAAGUCCAUCAUGAUCGUAUACGACCCCCACCGUUCGGGCCAGGGAGUGCUAUCGCUCAAGGCUUUCCGCAUGAGCGCCUCAUUCUUCAAGCUGUACAAGUCCAGAGAGUUUAACACCGCUGCUAUCAAGAAGCACGGUCUCAAAUACGAGCAGAUCUUCGAGGAGAUCCCUAUCAAGGUACAUAACUCUGCGCUAUCCCAAGCACUUCUAUACGAGCUGGACGAUACACAGUAUCUUCCGGAUAUGUACGACCGACUGGACCUCACCAUAGACCCCUAUCUGGAGAAGGAGUUGGAGUGUAUGCUGGAUUGUGCUGAUGGCCUGUCCACUGAGCAAGGCAAAUAUAUGUUCGCGCUGCGAAAAGAUCUACAAUUCCAGAGCAUGCUUCAGAAGAGGAGGGCUGAGAACGAGAUUCGCAAGCAACAGGGCAGAGAGGUGCUUCCCGUGGAUGAUAUCCAGGAUGCGAUCAAACCCGUGCCCGUGCCCCCACUGUUUGAGUCCAUGGUGCUCACCAACCAAAUGAAUACCUACUGUGGACAGAUCAAUGAGCUGUCGAACCAGGCCUCUAACAAGCUGCACUUCUGCAAAAGUCUUCAGAAGCGCAAGGAAUAA